Molecule: messenger RNA, 752 nt
Organism: Durusdinium trenchii
Lineage: Eukaryota; Dinophyceae; Suessiales; Symbiodiniaceae
Source: the annotation of a GenBank genome assembly
CUUCCUGCCACGCCUCGAAGUCGAUCCCAACUUGGACUGUGGGACGGGCCCGAUGCACAGCAUGGACGAAUCGCCGCUCUCUCGCUUUGCUUCCAGCCUCUCGCCCAGCUCCACGCGCUUCGCCAGUGAUCAUGGAGUGGUGCGGGAGUUCCCAAUGUACACCCUGCCGGUGGAGACCGUGUUGCAGCUCAAAAAGUUGCUCCCACACGAGGAGGCUUGGGAGCUGGAGAGCCCACUGAAGCCGCUGCAAGCCUUUCGUGAAGAGAUGGGUCGAGCGAUCUUCGUGUCGCACCAGUGGUUGAGCGCCAAGCAUCCCGAUCCUCACAGUGAACAGCUGCGGAUCUUGCAGGCCACGCUUGGAAACCUCUUGUCAGGCGCUGCACGGGUGUCGCUACAGCCGCUGGUGGAGCUGGCCAGGGGCCGCGGCGGGUGCCCUUCCACCACCCACUUCGCGUGCCAGCCGCUCUUUGUUUGGUAUGACUUCUUCUCUUGUCCUCAAGGCCUUGGAGGAAGUGGGACGGAUGAGUCACAGAGCUCGUGUCAUGCGGUCAUCUAGUUUCUGCAGAUUUGCAGGCAGAGGAUCCAGAUUUGUUCACCUCGGCAGAAACUAUAGAAGCCCUUGCUGUCCUCCUUGCCCACCCAGCAAGUGGUCAACCUGCCAACCAUGCCAAACCUUUCUCGAGACCUUCCUUGAGAUCUAUAGGUUGAUCCGGUUUGGCCUUUUGAACAUUUGUUCAGGUGCAACUGGUACA